AUGUCUACCAACGACGACGACGACAACACCCUCACCACCUCGCUCCGUGACCUGAUCUAUGCCAACCACAUCCUCCACCACCACGGCGUCGUCGACGCCUACGGGCACGUCUCGAUCCGUCACCCGACUGAUGCCUCAAUCUACAUCAUGUGCGGCUAUAUGGCGCCAGCCAUGGUGUCGUCCCCGGCGGACCUGAUCCACUACCACGUGUCGACGUCGGAGCCGGUCGACCCCAGCGCGAAAAAGGGCUACUCUGAACGGUUCAUCCACGGCGAGGUCUUCCGGCGUUUUCCCAGUGUCAACUGCGUCAUCCACAGCCACGCCGAAGAGGUGCUGCCGUACGUCGUGAGCACGGGAGUGUCGCUGCGCGCCGUCUACCACAUGGCCGGGUUCCUGGGGUCCAAGCCGGUAAAGGUGUUCGACAUCGACCCGCACUACCGCGAAGGUGACCAGCGGGACAUGCUGGUCCGGCAGGCCCACACGGGUGCUGCGCUCGCGAGUGUCUUUGGCGAUUCCGGCGCGGGUUCGGAUGGCUCUCAGGCACCGGUGCCCGAAGAGACCGUCGUGCUGAUGAGACGCCACGGCUUCACGACCGUCGCCGACAACCUGGUCACCGCCGUCUACCGGGCCAUAUACACGCGCAUCAACGCCGAGGCGCAGACAAAGGCCAUGACGAUCGCGAGGAGCGUCUACGGCGACCAGGUGGAAAAGGGCGGGUUUGAGGGACUCACGCCGUUGCAAGGGGAAGGCUGUGGUCUCAUGUGUGAGCAGUAUCAGGAUAAACCUUGGAGGUUGUGGGUUAGGGAAGUUGAGAUGAAUCCGCUCUAUGUGAACGAGUUGAGCGAGAGGAAGAAGGGGUAG
Exophiala spinifera is the source of this 861-nucleotide messenger RNA. RefSeq lists its product as uncharacterized. The record is from RefSeq and is a predicted model, not a curated record. The coding region runs from base 1 to 861 and encodes 286 amino acids. The transcript has a single exon. Gene Ontology annotation, molecular function: aldehyde-lyase activity. Gene Ontology annotation, cellular component: cytosol. Gene Ontology annotation, biological process: pentose catabolic process. NCBI's taxonomy places the organism in Eukaryota, Fungi, Ascomycota, Eurotiomycetes, Chaetothyriales, Herpotrichiellaceae.